Psammomys obesus (fat sand rat) is the source of this 4187-nucleotide messenger RNA. It is a transcript of the gene Sp3, whose product is annotated as Sp3 transcription factor. The transcript has 6 exons. The record is from RefSeq and is a predicted model, not a curated record. Lineage: Eukaryota; Metazoa; Chordata; Mammalia; Rodentia; Muridae. Gene Ontology annotation, biological process: regulation of transcription by RNA polymerase II. Gene Ontology annotation, molecular function: RNA polymerase II cis-regulatory region sequence-specific DNA binding; DNA-binding transcription factor activity, RNA polymerase II-specific. Bases 1 to 2538 code for a protein of 845 amino acids.
AUGAGCGCCGGGAAGAGGGGCGGAACUUCCGGGCGGGCUGUCACCCUCUUCCCCCCUUUUGGGCUGGAGGCUCCACCUUUUGUGUUUCCCGCACAGUCAAUCAAAAUAGGAAAAAAAAAAAUCCCCGGACCGCUCCGGCCGUGUCCGCCGCCGCUUCCCGCAUCCUCUCCCGCCGCCGCCGCCUUCGCUUCUCACCAUGUCCGAGAGAGAGCAACCCUUGCUGCCUCCGCCGCCGCCACUGCCGCCCACAGCCAGCCCGGGGCCGCCAGCGCCGGCUCCCGGCCCCGAGUGUGCGACCGAGUGCCCGCGGAGGCCGAGAGCCGCCCUGCCCUCCGCCUUCCCUUCCCUCCCCGCCAGCCAGCGUCCAGCCGUCCAGCCUCUAGCGCCGAGCGCCCGCCGGGCUCGGGCCGGGCGGGCCCAGUCCGCCGGGAGCGCAUCCCCCUGUGUGCGGGCGCGGGCGGCGGGCGGGCGUGUACAGGUGAUUUGGCUUCUGCACAGUUAGGAGGAGCACCAAACCGAUGGGAGGUUUUGUCAGCUACACCUACAACUAUAAAAGAUGAAGCUGGUAAUCUAGUACAGAUUCCAGGUGCUGCUACUUCAAGUGGGCAGUAUGUCCUUCCCCUUCAGAAUUUGCAGAAUCAACAAAUAUUUUCAGUUGCACCAGGAUCAGAUGCAUCAAAUGGUACAGUGUCCAAUGUUCAGUAUCAAGUAAUACCACAGAUUCAGUCAACAGAUGCUCAGCAGGUUCAGAUUGGCUUCACAGGCUCCUCAGACAAUGGGGGUAUAAAUCAAGACAGCAGCCAAAUUCAGAUCAUUCCUGGCUCUAAUCAAACCUUACUUGCCUCUGGAACGCCUCCUGCUAAUAUCCAGAAUCUCAUACCACAGACUGGUCAAGUCCAGGUUCAGGGAGUUGCAAUUGGUGGCUCAUCAUUUCCUGGCCAAACUCAAGUAGUUGCUAAUGUGCCUCUUGGUCUGCCAGGAAAUAUUACCUUUGUACCAAUCAAUAGUGUCGAUCUAGAUUCUUUGGGACUCUCGGGAAGUUCUCAGACAAUGACUGCAGGCAUUAAUGCCGAUGGACAUUUGAUAAACACGGGACAAGCUAUGGAUAGUUCAGACAAUUCAGAAAGGACUGGUGAGCGGGUUUCUCCUGAUGUUAAUGAAACGAAUGCUGAUACAGAUUUAUUUGUGCCAACAUCCUCUUCAUCACAGUUACCUGUUACAAUAGAUAGUACAGGUAUAUUACAGCAAAACACAAAUAGCUUGACUACUGCUAGUGGGCAAGUUCAUUCUUCAGAUCUUCAGGGAAAUUAUAUCCAGUCGCCUGUUUCUGAAGAGACACAGGCUCAGAAUAUUCAGGUUUCUACAGCACAGCCUGUUGUACAACAUCUACAACUUCAAGAUUCUCAGCAGCCAACCAGUCAAGCCCAAAUUGUGCAAGGUAUUACACCACAGACAAUCCAUGGUGUGCAAGCCAGUGGUCAAAACAUAUCACAACAGGCUUUGCAAAACCUUCAGUUGCAGCUGAAUCCUGGAACCUUUUUAAUUCAGGCACAGACAGUGACCCCUUCUGGACAGAUAACCUGGCAAACGUUUCAAGUACAAGGGGUCCAGAACUUGCAGAAUUUGCAAAUACAGAAUACCGCUGCCCAACAAAUAACUUUGACGCCUGUUCAGACACUCACGCUUGGUCAAGUCGCAGCAGGUGGAGCCUUGACUUCAACUCCAGUUAGUCUAAGCACUGGUCAGUUGCCAAAUCUACAGACAGUUACAGUAAAUUCUAUAGAUUCUACUGGUAUACAGCUACAUCCAGGAGAGAAUGCUGACAGUCCUGCAGAUAUUAGGAUCAAGGAAGAAGAACCCGAUCCUGAAGAGUGGCAGCUCAGUGGUGACUCUACGUUGAACACCAAUGACCUGACACACUUAAGAGUACAAGUGGUCGAUGAAGAAGGGGACCAGCACCAGGAAGGAAAGAGACUGCGGAGGGUGGCUUGCACCUGCCCCAACUGUAAAGAAGGUGGUGGGAGAGGUACCAAUCUUGGGAAAAAGAAGCAACACAUUUGUCAUAUACCAGGAUGCGGUAAAGUUUAUGGGAAAACCUCACAUCUGAGAGCUCAUCUGCGUUGGCAUUCUGGGGAGCGCCCAUUUAUUUGUAACUGGAUGUUCUGUGGUAAAAGAUUUACACGGAGUGAUGAAUUACAGAGGCACAGAAGGACACACACAGGUGAAAAGAAAUUUGUUUGUCCAGAAUGUUCAAAACGCUUCAUGAGAAGUGACCACCUUGCCAAACAUAUUAAAACACAUCAAAAUAAAAAAGUUAUUCACUCUAGCAGUACAGUGCUAGCAUCUAUGGAAGCUGGGAGAGAUGACACCUUGAUUACUGCAGGAGGAACGACACUUAUCCUCGCAAAUAUUCAACAGGGGUCUGUGUCAGGGAUAGGAACUGUCAAUACUUCUGCCACCAGCAAUCAAGACAUCCUUACCAACACUGAAAUACCUUUACAGCUUGUCACAGUUUCUGGAAAUGAGACAAUGGAGUAAAUAUUACACAAAUACUUAUUCAUUGUGGUUAUUUUUAUACAGUAGUGAGAAGAAUAUUGUUCCUAAGUUCUUAGAUAUCUUUUUAUUGAUGUGCAAAAAUUUUUGGAUUGACAGUAACUUGGUUAUACAUGACACUGAAAUGCCUUACUUUGUAUGAUAUUCCAUAGUAUAUUAAAAAAAAAUGGUAAAAUUGCAUGGGUUUUGUAGGUACUUUUGGAAUCUAGAAGAAAUGAAAUUUUACCAAGUUAUAUAAAGAGAAAAUUGAAUUUAACAAUGCGAAUGGUAGUCUAACCAAAUGCAUCAAUCCUGUGUGGUUUAGUGUAAAAAUGAGAAACUGUUGGUAUUUAUCUAUUGUAAGAUAAAAAAAAAAAAAGUUGGUGGGUGAAAGAAAUCAUGUUAUGAUAAAUUUUUGUAAUUUUCUUGAUAACUGGAAUUUUUAUUAUGCAUAACUGACAAAUCAAGUUUCCAAGCAAAUGUUACAUAGUGUAGGCUUUACUUAGCUUAUCAAUUUGUCAUUUUGAAGCUAAUUAUUUUAAUUAGGUUAACUGUACAAUAUUUUAAGCAUUACUCUUGUAAGAUUUUGAAAACUACAUUUUAACAUGGACCUUUAGGGAUAGUCACCUUUUAAAUCCUGUUGAAAAGCCAUGUUUAAGAUUUAAUUUGCCAAAAUAAUGUCUUGUUAAUAUUCUUUCAAUAAUGAAGUUGGGCAAUAUAACCAAUGUUUUUAAAAAGUUUAAAAUGUGUAGGUUGAAGCAUUUGGGUGGUAAAAAAAAUGUUCUAGUGAAUUACCCCUUUUCCUGAAGUUUGGAGGACCAAAAAGUCAUAAUAAGGUAUAUUGCGUCUUAGCAAUGAUUUUUUUUUUUUGUUUGUUUUUGUUUUUUAAAUCUAAUCUUGUUUCCAAAAACCAUGUCUGCCAGGGCCUUAAAAGCCAUCGUGUAAAUUACCAAUAAAGUAUAACAUAUGCAAACAUAACAAAAUCACUUCCACAGUGACGAUACUCCAAUCAUAUGGAUAUUAGUCAUAGAAACUAGAGGCUUUAUGAUAUUUUUUUAAAUUUUUUUUAAAUCUAGAUAGUCUGCACUUAAAUAUCAACCAUUUUCCUUUUUUUUUGCUUCUUCCCUUAAAAUUUAUAUGUAUCCAAUACAUUUAAUUGAGAAAUGUAUGUUUUUUAUUAUGCUGUAUUUUCUUUUUAUUUUUUAAUUAUUGUUUAUAUUUUCAAUUAAAAAUGUACAAAAUAAAAUUACAUUGCUGGUCUUGUAAGAGCUCUACAAUUUUCCUAAAUGUAUCUAUAACUGCAGCAUUUCACCUAUUUGAAGAAGUUGGAUUCUGUUCGUUUGUUUAAGACCACCUCAGAUUUAAAGGCUCCCUAUUGUACCUUUAAAGUGUAUUAUAACAGUGUGGUAGUUAAUAAAACACUAUUUUUUUUUUCUUUUGAGUUUGUUGUAGUCCGAUGCAUUUAAAAUACUGCAGUGAUAUGGAUAAGAAAGUCUGGUUUAAUUUUUCUUUACUUUAGCCUCUUAUUUUUAGAUUCUUGAUUUCAGAUGCUGGGAUUGUAAACAAAUAUUUACUUUAAAAAAGGUGUACAGAGGUGCUGGCAAUAUAAUUUUUCACUUAAUGAAUUUAUUAAACAUAACUUGAAAAAGUCCUAA